Messenger RNA from Eimeria mitis, 309 nucleotides. RefSeq lists its product as uncharacterized. The transcript has 2 exons. Lineage: Eukaryota; Apicomplexa; Conoidasida; Eucoccidiorida; Eimeriidae. The record is from RefSeq and is a predicted model, not a curated record. Bases 1 to 309 code for a protein of 102 amino acids.
AUGCACGAUAUUCCUGCAGCAUUCCGUUUGUGGGUGCGUCCAGCAGCAGCAGCAGCAGCAGCAGCAGGAGGAGGGGCAGCAGGAGCAGCAGCAGGAUCAGGAUCAGCAGCAGCAGGAUCAGCAGCAGCAGCAGCAGGAAUGGACAACCAUAGACAACAGCAGCAGCAGCAGCAGCAGCAGCAGCAGCAGCGGCGGCGGGAGUGGUUGCUGCAGCAGCAGCAGCAGAAGCAGGGGGCAGAUGAGCAGUGGCUGCAGCAGCAGCAGCAGCAGCAGCAGCAGCAGCAGCAAGAACAGCAACAGAUGCUGUAA